Miscanthus lutarioriparius is the source of this 822-nucleotide messenger RNA. Lineage: Eukaryota; Viridiplantae; Streptophyta; Magnoliopsida; Poales; Poaceae. The record is from the annotation of a GenBank genome assembly.
AUGUCGGCGUCGGCGGCGGCGGCGGGGGAACGGGGGAAGGAGAAAGGCGCCGCCGGCCCCGGCCCCGGGGGCGCGUGCGAGCUGUGCGGCGCCACCGCGAGGGUGUACUGCAGCGCCGACGAGGCCACGCUCUGCUGGGGCUGCGACGCGCAGGUGCACGGCGCCAACUUCCUGGUGGCGCGGCACGCGCGCGCGCUGUUGUGCCGGGGCUGCGCGCGCCCCACGCCGUGGCGCGCCGCGGGCCCGCGCCUCGGCCCCACCGCCUCCCUCUGCGACCGCUGCGUCCGCCGCGGCCAGGGCGCCGUCGGCGUGGGCGGCGCCGACGAGGAGAUGGGCGGUGCCGGCGGCGGCCGAGACGACGAGGAUGACGACAACGGCAGCGGCGACGGCGACGGCGACGACGACGAGGUGGUCGUUGAGGACGAGGACGACGACGACGACGAGGAGGAGGAGGAGGAAGGGGAGGGGGAGAACCAGGUCGUGCCGUGGACGGAGGAAGCCGAGGCGACGCCGCCGCCCGUCGCCAGCUCCACGUCCAGCAGCAGCCGGGAGGCCCCAGCCAACGGCGCGAGUGCCGCCGACGGCGCAAAGGAGAACGUGCCGUGCUCCACCUCGCAGCCGGGCUUGUGCCAGUACUCGUCGUCAGCGCGCCACGGCGGCUGCAGCGACGAGGCCACCUCCUCCCGGAACGGUGGCCGGUUCCUCGCCUCCCGCCACAGGAAGAGAUCGCCCUCAGAUUUCUUCAGCUCUGGGUCCGCGCAAUCCGGGAGUGGCACUCCGGCGAGGAAUUGCUCCAACGCGGGCAUUGGCCGAAAUGAGUGA